CUUCCCUUUGGGAAGGAACAGGCCUGCCUGCUAGAGGAACUGAGCACUCAAAAUCCAAAGGAGCACAGCGGAGAGAGAGAAGGCGCCAGAGAGACACGGGAAAAGGAGAACAAAGCACUCAAAUCAAGACAGAAGACUUAGCCUGAGAAGGAAAGGGAGUAGUACCUGCAGGUGCCAUGAAAGGCGUCACUUUCCCAGUAACUGUUAUGCUUCUGAUACUGGUGCACAGCUCCCAGCCUGUCCAUGUCCAGGAGGGGGAAUUCUCGUUCCCGCUAGAGGCUGUGAAGAAGCUGAAGGAAUUCUUGGAUGCAGAUGCCAGAGCCAGUCCCCGGAUGAUGGCUAGGACCAGUUUCAUUUCUGUGUGUGCAAACCCAGAGCUGCCCAAAGAAUUUCAGCCCGUAUGUCAAAGGGAAGAUGCACCCAUCAUUUUUAACAGGCUGAACUUAGCUGUCCAAGACAUGGAUAUAUGUGAAAUCUGCGCCAAUGCAGCUUGCGCAGGUUGUCGCUGAAGAAGGAUGAAACCAUGUAUAUGGGGCCAGCCAAGCCCUGCAAUCUCUGCAUUUAUCCUGCAGCGUCGUUUGCAUUGGCAAAGCUAUUCUCUCUUAGGCCAGGUCUCCGCUACCACCUACUUUGGUAUAACUUAUGUGGCUCAGCGGUGUGAAUAAGCCACCCCCUGAGCGACAUAAGUUACACUGAACUAAGCGAUGGGAGAGCUUCUCCCGCUGACAUAGCGACCGCCUCUCGCGGAGUGGAUUUAUUGUGCUGAUGGGAGAGCUCUUCACCAGAUGCGGUGCAGCUGUGCCAGUGUAGUGCUUCUAGUGUAGACUAGCCCUGAGAAACACAAACAAGAUCCCCUCCCAACACCCAUGCCAGGGUCACUGCUUCACUUUCCAAAAAGCUUUGUUAGGAUGGGUGGGAGGUUUGGGGAAUUGUAGCAUCUCCUGUAAAAACCUUGUGAGGUCUAAAUCCAUGUGUGAUUGUCUCCACCUGCACUAGUAGAUCAGGUAGCGCAGACAAAAUUCUAUCAGCACAACCCGUGUGCCGUGGGAUGGGGUUAGCACAGGCACAAUCCAGUUUAAUAGUGGGAGGUGAGGCUAACGACAGGAUUGGUUCAGUCUCCAUUUAGUUGUCUUAAUGUUGCUGAUCAAUCUGAACUAACCAUCUGCCCUGCUGCCCUCUGCAAACCUCCCCCACCCCACCUCCCAAUACUUUUUCCCCCAAGAAUUUUUCCCAGAAGGACCCUGUGACCUCACCCCAGCAAUGAUAAGUUCCUUUGCACAGGUGCUGUGCUGCAGAACACUGACAAUCUACCACCUGCAAGGGGGCUAGCUCCUUUCAUCAGCAUCAGCUGUUUCUUUCUCAGCUUGGCAGUGCUUGGCCCCAGAGCUUAGAGGCAAGCCACACUCAUUGUUCCUGGGUUUGGGCUAUGGGAAUCCAGGGCUCCAGGACAAUUCCCUUUCUUUGUGGGAUCUGUUUAUCUAUUGAUGCAAGAGGCUACUCAAGGGAGACCUUUCUAUAUCUGGUGGGGUUCUGCACAGGCUGAUGGUUAGUUGCUAGGCUCCUCACACCACUCCUAUCUUUGCAUUUCUUUAAUGCUUACGUUAUGUACGUGUAGUGAAGGAUUUGUGCAUGAGAUUGUGAUGGCUGUGUGCAUAUGUCUUCCUGCGUGUUACAUGUAUGUGCACCCCUAUGAUGUGGAUGUGUUUAUAAUAAAACUAUGUAAUUUCAUCUAGGGAUAGGAAUAUUUUCUGCCAUUUGAAAUCUGUGAACCUUAGACUGAGUUUUUUAGUUUGAGUUUGCAGCUCUUCUGCUGUACCUUCACUCACUUCUUAGUAAUAAAACUGUAGUAAUACUUGUGCAUUUACCUCCCAAUACUGCAACAAGCAGGUACACUUGAAUAUUUCACACAAUCCAGGUCUUGUGGUGUAAUUGCAAUAGAAAUAUGCAUGAGAAAACACACUAUUUCUGCAUUUACAGAGUACAAUACACAUCCUUUCAGUUGUCACCCAGUUUGGUUUUUAUCACCGUAAUUUUUAACCUCAGUAGUUUUGAGAUCAGCAGCACCUGUGCAUUGUAAUGCAGUUAUGCCUGUUCUUCUGUACAUAUUAAUAGUUGCAUUUUCUAAUUGUAAAACUAAUCACUGUAUUUUGUUCAGGUUAGUGUGGCUAAAAAGAAAGUCUCGUUCACUUACCACAUUCUGUAUAUCAGCGAGUUAUUUCCCACUUACAGAAAAAGAUGUAAAGAAACAUUAUAGUUAAAAAUAAGUAAAUAAAUAAAAAUGCUAAAUCACA
This is a messenger RNA of Chrysemys picta bellii (western painted turtle), 2291 nucleotides long. Its product is annotated as guanylin-like. Lineage: Eukaryota; Metazoa; Chordata; Testudines; Emydidae. Gene Ontology annotation, cellular component: extracellular region. The record is from RefSeq and is a predicted model, not a curated record. Gene Ontology annotation, molecular function: guanylate cyclase activator activity.